AUGGUUGUCAUUUGAAAGUGAGGUCUGGUUAGUGGUCAGUGGACGAUCAGAGUCGUAAGAGGAGUCGCUCAGUGAGCAGCUGAAAGCUUUAUAACCAGUUGCAGAAGUGCAAACAAGCAGCGACACUUGCUUGCCAGAAAGACAUCUACGUCAAAAGUGUCGUCGAGCACGGGACGAGGAGUUGACAAUUCUGGAAUACAAAGUUUAAUUAUCAUAACUAUAUACGCACAAGCGUAUUCGAGAAUCGAACCGUUAUGCAAACAACGAUGUGUCAAACGAUCGAUCGCAAGUGCCAAAAAUCUACGCGAAUAAGAAACACUUCAAGGUCCCGUUUGCUGUUCUUUGCAAUUCUUUCUCUUUGGGCGGUGCAGCAGGUGCAGUCCAUGCCCUCUAGAGAUUUGACAGAAGUCGGUUCCUCCUCAAGGACCCGAAUCUUGGAUGUACCUCCUCAGCGGAAUCGUGAGACCCGGGAAAAGGCGUCGAACAGUAGAGAAAGGAGCCGGAAAGAAAGUAUCCCGGAAAGACGUCUAAACGCCGGCGACUUCCAUUUUGCAGAGGAUGACAUAAAUCAACAUAACACUUCGAAGUCUUUCAUGGUUCCUGUUCCGAUGAAAUCCUGCGUUGGUCAGACAUUCUGCGAGGAAGUUGAGUCUUACCCUCAGGAUAUCGUGAGGAAUAUAAUACGAAGAAAUGAAAACUUGAAGAUAUUCGCCGGCGUCGAUGACAUCCAGAUCGGUGAGAGGAUAAAUCCAUCCGACGGUGCCGAAACGCUCUGCAAUUCAGACGUAAGGGUCAUAUUUCCAAAAGAGGGGGAAACCGAUAAAGGCGAUCGGCUGUUCAUACUCCAGGAUGCCUCGAUCGGUUUCAGGCAGGGCGUACAAAUCGAGAGCUGCGGAAGAAGUGAAGCCGGCGGCGCUUGCAGGAUUAUCGACGAAGCGAUCCCCGGAUACAAGACGGAAUGCGCGCAGAAAUACGUUUACAGAGUAAUGGCUGCGCUCUCGAAAGACAUGACGGAGGAACAGGCACGCGUCAAAAUGCCUUCAAGCUGCUGUUGUCAGGUGCAGUUCGUGGGUGCGCGAAUCGGCGGGCGCGUCGGGAUCGGCAAAGACCAAAGUCCAGCGAUAAGCACACAUCGCCAACACCAGCAUCACAAUUGAGUUCAAAACAUUUAUUCAACUGCGUUAU
This is a messenger RNA of Diprion similis, 1185 nucleotides long. RefSeq lists its product as uncharacterized. The record is from RefSeq and is a predicted model, not a curated record. NCBI's taxonomy places the organism in Eukaryota, Metazoa, Arthropoda, Insecta, Hymenoptera, Diprionidae. Gene Ontology annotation, biological process: innate immune response; central nervous system formation; regulation of Toll signaling pathway. Gene Ontology annotation, cellular component: extracellular region. The transcript has 6 exons. Gene Ontology annotation, molecular function: growth factor activity; Toll binding. Bases 255 to 1157 code for a protein of 300 amino acids.